AUGGGUGGAACGGGUGCUGCGCCGAAAAUCACCGGAAAUCGCAUUCCGAUUGUGCCCGAUGGAGGAUGGGGAUGGAUGGUCGUCCUCGGCUCUUUCCUUAUCCACGUGAUCGCUGACGGUUUCGUCUACUCGUUUGGUAUUUUGGUGGACGUUUUGCAAAAGGAAUUCAAAACGGACAACGCGGCGGCGGCGCUGAUCAUUGCGUUGCUCACCGGACUCACGCUGGGUUCAGGCCCAAUCGCGUCGGCGAUCACGAACAAGUUCGGCUGUCGGAUAGCGUCGAUCAUCGGCUCGUGUAUCGCUUCGGUUGGUUGCUUGGCCUCUUACUUCGCGACAUCGAUGGGUUUCAUUACGUUCACCGUCGGAAUCGUGAUGGGAAUCGGCUUUGGAUUAAUGUAUUGUCCGGCGAUUGUCAUUGUGACGAUGUACUUUGAGAAACGUCGCGCUUUGGCUACAGGAAUCACAGUGUGUGGAGCGGGUGUUGGAUCGGCUUUGUUCGGGCCGAUUAAUGAGAGAGUGAUCAAAUAUUUUGGAUGGAGAGCUGUUUUCUUGUCGUUUACUGGAGUGAUCCUUUUCUGUACUCUUUGUGGUGCCACUUUCCGUCCUCUUCAAUUCAUCAGCGCUGAUGAGAAAGACGAAGAAGAUGAGGAAGGAGAAGAGAAAAAAGGAGAUGAGACAGAGCACACAAAGCACGGAAAAGUUUCUCGAGCUGGAAAUCUCCCAUGGAUCAUGGAAGAUGCGGCUCUUUUGACUCCAAACGAUCCAAGGAUCAGAACGCACUCGUCGAGCUCGUCGCAGAUUGAUCGAACUGGAACCAACUCGGCGAAAGGCUCAAAACUCUCAUUGCGAGCCGCCAAUUCGAUGGGUCAAGUGAACGGUGAUGGAUUGAGAGGGAGAAGCCGCUCGGGUACGGUCACUUCGUCCACCGGGUAUCUUCAGAAGAAAGACGUUUUCUAUAUGGGAUCGAUUCACAAUGUUUCUGAGUUCAAAGAGAAUCCCGAUAAAGUUCGAUCAAUCACCUCAAUUCAUCAGGCGGUCACGGAAGAGAUGGCGGCAAGAGAUGAGAAUAUUUUAGAAGUGAUCUCCCGUAUGUUGAACCUUUCCCUUCUCACCGAGGUGCCCUUCCUUCUCUUUGCCAUUUCCAAUUUGAUGACAUCGGUCGGCUUCAAUUCUCCUUUGUACUUCUUGCCGAUUCAUGGAGAGAAAGGCUUGGGACUCACAUCGACGGAUGCUGCGUUGGCCAUCACGACUUUUGGAAUCACAAACACAGCUGGUCGUUUGGUGUUCGGAUUGAUCGGUGAUCGAGAGCUGCCAUUGCCGUACGGAUGGGGGAAAGAUCCGGCCCGGAAUCGCCUCUGGAUCUAUAACCUCUCAUUGACGUUCUGCGGAAUUCUCACCGCUUGCUCGUACUUCUUCAACGGUUUCAUUCAACUUUGCGUCUACGCGGGUCUCUUCGGGUUUAGCAUCUCCUCAUACGUUUGCUUGACAUCGGUGAUCCUUGUCGAUUUGUUGGGCUUGGAAAAGUUGACGAAUGCUUUCGGAUUGCUGCUUCUGUUCCAGGGAAUCGGCACCGUUUUCGGCCCACCAAUCUCCGGGUAUCUUGCUGAUUUGACAGGCUCCUAUCACCCAGCUUUCGUCUUUUGUGGAAUCAAUUUGGCUGUCUCUGGCUUAAUGCUUUUCACCAUUCCUUUUCUCAACAAACGAAAAGAGAAUCAACAACAGAAAGAACAAGGAGUGAAGCCAUUAGUCGAUCACGGGAAACUCACCAAUUUGGAUUUG
Messenger RNA from Mesorhabditis belari, 1779 nucleotides. The record is from the annotation of a GenBank genome assembly. NCBI's taxonomy places the organism in Eukaryota, Metazoa, Nematoda, Chromadorea, Rhabditida, Rhabditidae.